AUGACGGAUGAGAGUGCAGAGGAGAGCGAAGGUGAGUGGAAAAAGAGCAAGGAGAACAAGAAGAAGGCCAAGGACAUGACUGAUGAAAGUGCAGAGGAGAGCGAAGGUGAGAGGAAAAAGAGCAAGGAGAAGAAGAAGAAGGCGAAGGAAAUUACUGAUGAAAGUGGAGAGGAGAGCGAAGGUGAGAGGAAAAAGAGCAAGAAGAAGAAGAAGAAGAAGAAGAAGAAGAAGAAUAAGAAACCGGCAACAGAGGUUGAGGAUGAUAACAAUAUGGUUGGUGGUGAAGAGCGAGAUGCGGAUUCCGACACCCCUCUUGCAGAAAUCUUGAGGAAAGAGAGAGACCUGAAUAAUAAGAAGAAAAUGAAUGAGAAGAAGUUAUUUAUCGUCGAGGACAGUGAUGUGGAGAUGAAACAAAUUCUUCUAGCGUUGGCAUCUCAAGUGGGAAAAAUGGACACCAAUGUUACAGCCCGAAUGAGUGGAUUGGAAGCUAGGAUGACUAAGCUCGAGGAGGCUAAAAAGGUGCCGCAGGCGGAGGGAGUAAGGGCCGAGGAGAAAGCAGAUUCCGUAGGAUCUGCAAUCAAAAAUGCAACCCCAACAGCGAAAGCACCUGCAAAACCAAAACCUCCUCCUAAAACCAAAAACGGUUCCGGUGACAAAGAUCCGUCAUGGAUGGUGGAGCAAGACGCGACCUACGACCCAGCUGUUACAGUUGCUAGGGUGGUUAGAACUCAAACCCCGACGUCCAAUUCGAAGACCAAACCACAUCUUAAAAGCCGAACGACUGGGAACAACAAAGAGUGUGUCGAAAUACCUCCUCCUCCUCCGAAGCAACCACGAAAGCCUACACUCCCUCCCCAAAAGCCAAGAAAACUGGUGGAUCCGCCUUCACGAGAUCCACUUCAGCCUUCAUCUUCUUUUUCAUCUCUGUCAGACCCGGUGGAAAAUGCUAUGCAUAAAGCAUUUAAGGCUAAUUUAAACAAGGUGGUAGAGUUUGUAAGCAAGGAUGAUGUCUACGAGGAGAAUGCCCAUGGACUAAGAAAGGCACGCAAUCUUGCUCCCAGCCAAAGGUCUCCUUUUGUUGGCAGUUCUGCGGUGAAACGCAUAAUGUUUGGUGUUUUUGCUGGAGAAGGACAAUACGAUCUGUUCCAAGAAGUUGAGCGAAGUAAAUAUUCAGCUUUGUUAGACUUUAUAACUCCAGAACUGGAUAAUGCUGUUGGUGACACUGACCCAAUAAUAGAGUUCUUCCUUCAAAUGAUGACUGCUAAAGCCGACUGGCCUAUUUUGGAAUAUAGCUAG
Messenger RNA from Eutrema salsugineum, 1296 nucleotides. RefSeq lists its product as uncharacterized. The transcript is spliced from 3 exons. Bases 1 to 1296 code for a protein of 431 amino acids. NCBI's taxonomy places the organism in Eukaryota, Viridiplantae, Streptophyta, Magnoliopsida, Brassicales, Brassicaceae. The record is from RefSeq and is a predicted model, not a curated record.